AUGGAUGAAGGGAUUUCCACUCCCAAAACUAGAUCAGCUAAACUGUAUGUUCAUUUCAGCUUUACAGAAACUGGCCCAGCCUUUCGCAUGCCACCUCCAUGUUCUGUUGUUAUAAAGGACAAUGAGUCGGCACAAGGCCACUGGCAUAUUCCAAUUAUAUCAGAAUCUGAAAAUGAGGAUGAAAGAGUAUGGUUAUGCUGUCGUCGUGCAAACUCAAGCUUGGCAAAGCAAGAUUCUUCUGGCGUACAAAAUGAAUCACAAUUACCGUCCAAGAAGAAGAAACAAACACGAAUCAGUGUUGAAGAUUUAGUGGCUAGUCACAACUUGAGGCUGCGGAGAAACUUGGGGAUUGUAUUAUUGAUUCCAAAUUUGAGAAAAGUGGAUAAGCGCUCAGUACAAGUAUCUCCUGAAGUUGUGGCUCUGCCUAUUGGGACUAUUGGUUUGUUUGUUGGAUUGCUAGAAUAUUAG
This is a messenger RNA of Striga asiatica, 468 nucleotides long. The record is from the annotation of a GenBank genome assembly. NCBI's taxonomy places the organism in Eukaryota, Viridiplantae, Streptophyta, Magnoliopsida, Lamiales, Orobanchaceae.